AUGGCUAGUACUUCGGCCUUACAUGAGGAGCAUACCGAAUCACUAGACGGGUCCGAGAGCGACUUGGAGUCCGCUACUUCUUAUUCUUCUGUUGGCACUGCUGAUACAUCUUCGCAUUCCACAGGGCAAGCGAAAGAGUGGUAUUAUUCCCAACCGGAUGAGGUGGUAACCAAUUGGGAUUCCUUGAGAAGAGAGUUUUUAGACAAGUUCUUCCCGCCAGAAAAGACCGACUACAUUCGGAAGGAGAUCUCAGGAAUAAUGCAAAGAGAUCAAGAGACGUUGUAUGAGUAUUGGAGUCAAUUCAAGAGGCUAUUGGAGACUUGCCCCCACCAUGGGUUGAACACUCACUUGCUCAUAAGCUAUUUUACCGGAGGUCUUUGUGCGGAAGAUAGAAGACUACUCACCGCUUCUAGUGGUGGCUCUCUUUCCAAAAACAAGACAGAGGCAGAAGAAUGGAUCUUGAUAAAUGAUGUUGCCAAUGCUACACAACACGUAAGGGUGAGGAGCAACCCCCUCAAGGGUGUAGCGGAAGCAUCCCCUUUCGAAGCAAGUUUGACCAAAGUACUUAGGGAUAUGACUACCAUCCCCACCGAGAUGCAUAAGGAGCAAAAGUGCCACCAAAUUCAAGAGGAGUACACCCUAGUCGUAGCCAAUGUGAACUAUAACAAUCGCCCACCCUACCAAAACCAAGGCCACAACAACUACUCUCAUGGCAAUAACUCCAACCAAGGGUGGAGAGAUAAUGCACAAGGGAAUCAUCAAUAUCAAAGGUGGAACAACUCUUCUUCUCACCACAACAAUAACAACCAAUCUUCAUCCCAACACCAUAACAACAAUAACCAUCAAGCCAACCAAAAUCACCAAAACCAAAACAACUACCCUAGAUACCAAGCGCCACAUCAAAGACAACAACCCAACCAAGCCUCUUCUUCUUCUACCAACCAAGUUGAUGAGCUUAGAGCUAUUGUGGAAAAGAAUAAAGAGAAUAGCAAGGCUCAAUUUAGUGCCGUGAAUGCUCAAUUGGCCAAUAUCACCAAGAUGAUCUCAAUAUUAGCUUUACCCUCUACCAACAACACCAACCAACUCUCAAGCUCUUCUAACCUUCCAUCCCAACCCCUUCCAAACCCAAAAGGUGCACUCAAUGCCAUUACACUACGGUCGGGGACUACAUUGAAGGAGAUACUUCCUAGGGCCUUGGAAGACAUUCAUGAGGAAGAAGUGGUUGUUGAAGCUCCACAUGAAGAGGAGGAGAUGAGCAUAAGACAAGAGGAAGGAGAAGUGAGCCUCAAAGAGCCCACGAGGAAAGCUACAAUGGAUGAAUCCAUUUCUAUUCCAUUCCCUUCCAUGAUAAAGAAAGUCAAGAAAGCUCUGGAGUUUGAUUUGAACAUGCUUCAAGUAUUCAAGAAAGUUGAGGUAACCAUUCCACUUCUUGAUGUCAUUCAAUAA
Messenger RNA from Arachis stenosperma, 1446 nucleotides. RefSeq lists its product as uncharacterized. Bases 1 to 1446 code for a protein of 481 amino acids. The transcript has 3 exons. The record is from RefSeq and is a predicted model, not a curated record. Lineage: Eukaryota; Viridiplantae; Streptophyta; Magnoliopsida; Fabales; Fabaceae.